AUGGAGCCAACAACAGUCGUCGGGGCAGUAUCGGCUCUCACCGAGCUCUUCGCCGACGGAGCAGAGCACUACGCGCGUUGGAAGAGGAACCGCGCCGUUGGCAACCACUAUUGUCGAACAGCAGGGUCUGGUGGCCAGAGGGAUAUCAUCAACUGUGCCUUGAGCGCAUCUUUGGGUGCGUCCGGCCACCAAAUCAAGCAGACGUACGAUGUUGGAUUCGCCAUACUCGGAGCAGAGUUCUCCAUGGGCGAUGCACCAUGUCGGGAUGUGCUCUGCAACCAGUUGUUCAACCUCAACAGCCGAGUGUCACUACUGCGCCGGGCUUCCACCCAGUCCAAUUUGACUGGUCAUUUGAAUCUCUCAGACAUUAUACAUAUAUCCGAGUCCGUUAGGGUUGCUUCCGUGAGGGCCCUGGCAGAAUUGUAUCUUCGCGUCGCAGGCGGUCGCCCUAGUUUGCCCAAAUGUCUCCCCGUCCCCAAGCUUCAGCCGUGCCAAAACGGUUCAAUUUCACGAUACCCGGCCAGCCCGACAGACGGCGACAACGUUGACGGCGAUAACGAUGACGACGACAAGAUGACAACAGCCAUGACCAUCACCACGGACCAGGCACCAUUUCAAUCGGAACCUCCUUCGCCUCCUCCGACUCCGCCAACACCCAAACCCACCGGCAGUGACGCCGCUUCCCUCUUCGCGGCUUCCGAGGCUGGCGCCAGCAGCACCGGCACCUUUCUCCUCCGCCCAAAGGUCAGCGUAUUCAGCAUGUUCUGCCCUGAGGCCAUGACCUUCCAAGUCAACCUUUCCAAGAGCAUCCCGGAGACACCCAAGAGGUGCAAGUGUGGCUACCGAUGGAAGGCGCUGCUACCCGACAACAAGGACUUUGUCCUCCUUAAAGAAGGGUUUCGAAUGUCCAGCCGCUUUCUGGCCAAGUCGCACUCCGACAGGAACAAGUUUGCCUGCUGUUUAUGUGUGCCGUCAGGGAAGUCAGACAAGUACGAAUCGGCCGAAGCACUGCAAGCACACAUCAACCUUUCACAUACCAAAUGGCAGAUGCUUCAUGAUCGGGACAUAUCCUAA
Colletotrichum higginsianum IMI 349063 is the source of this 1074-nucleotide messenger RNA. RefSeq lists its product as uncharacterized. The transcript has 2 exons. The record is from RefSeq and is a predicted model, not a curated record. NCBI's taxonomy places the organism in Eukaryota, Fungi, Ascomycota, Sordariomycetes, Glomerellales, Glomerellaceae. Bases 1 to 1074 code for a protein of 357 amino acids.